AUUCGAGUUGCCAUCGCGGCAGCCAGGUGCAAAGUGGGGUGCAAUUGCUUUUGCGAGGCCACCGAAUCGGGGCAGGCUCCAGUUACUGGUGUGGAAAGCUGAGACAGAUAAGUGACUUCACUGCAUCCGGAGUUUGCAUUCAAAGCGGAGACUAAUUGCGAGGAACGUUUCAGAAUAAACACAUUUCUCUUCCAAAGUAGUUUGCUUGUAAGGAAAGAAAAAAUAUAUCAAGGAGGUUAAACAGGAUAAUUGGUUUUCUUUCUUGUCAUUUACUAUGUAAUGCUCUAGAGUUUCGUUUUGAAGUACAGACAUCCUUAGCAGGAGGCGCGAUACAAAAAUUCGGCCUGCAACCACCACACCAAUUUAAGCAAGAAAUGCCCGUGAAGCCUUUCUGACAUCUGAUAAUACAGGAAAAAACCAUAAAAUAACGAGAUGAAUCAGAAACUCGUGUCCCUCUUUCGGAGGUGACCCAAAAAUCUCAACAGCUUCUGAAACGAAGGCUUCAGGUCCUGCAUCAGUUUUAAGCGCUAUUGCAAACUGCAGCUGAAGCGUUUGCAGCCGAACACAAAUUUCCAGGCUUAAAUUGCCUUCUUCCUGUCCCGGGAUGCCAGGGCUUUGCACAGCUGAAAUUGCACAGCCCUUUCCCCCGGAUCCUCUUACUUGCAGCGCUCGAAGCCCCGCUGCUCCGGGCGCCCCCGUGCCGCCCGCUGCCAGCCCGUGCCGCGCCCGGCAGCCUCGUCCGAGCGGCCUUUCACUGAGCCCCGCUCCCCGCUCUGUCCUACCGGGAUGGUGUCACGACAAAUCCUGGUUUGUGCGUUCCCUGCUCACCCCUAGCAGAGCCAGAGGUAGGUUUCAUCCCCUCCCCUCCUUUGCUAUUCGGUGCACGGUGACUCCGUGCCCCGGCAAGCCCGGAGCUGGCAGCGGGGCAGGGGGAGCUGCCCCCCGGGGCGAGGGGCUUGGAGCGUUUCGCAGGGCACAGAGACGAGGAGACAGGAGAUUUCCAGGGGAGACGGCGCUGCCCGCGGACUUCCUCGGGACCCAGGCCCGAGUGCCUCCACUUUCCUCGGGGCUCCGCCGAGCGCACCGAGCUGUGAGACGUCGUGGGAGACACCGGCUCCGCUCCCUCCGCCUCCCGGGCCCUGGCUGGGGCAGGCGGGGACCGCAGGUGGCUCUGCACGGGGAGCGGGAGGAGCGGGAGUGGGCUCCCAGCCGCGGGGAGCCCAGCCGGGAGAGCGGGCCGUCCGUGCGCUGGAAUCGCCCCUGGCCCGGGCUGCUCGGGGCGGCCGCCCCGCAGCGCUCGCCGCUCGUACCCGGGCCGGGCCGGGCGCCCCGCAGACGGCUGCCCGCUGUCUGGCCGCUCUUCCGUGCGGCUCCUUGCGGCCCGGCUCCCGGCGCCAUGUGUGCCUCUGUUAUGGAGUCCCGCUGCUCCCCGCGGCCCCGGCACCUCCCGACCCCGGCGCGGCGGUGUCCGCAGGUGGGUGCCGGCUCCCCGCCGCGCCGGGCCCCUCACCAGCAGAUGGUGCUGCGGGCGCCCCAUCCCCGGGGCUCCGGGGUUGCGGGGCCCCGACGGACCGCACCGGGCCCGGCUCAGUCCAGCCUCUCUCAGCCCUCCGUCGCCGGGCCGGGCAGCGGCACCGGGGCCCUGCGUGCCGCCUGGCCCGGACGAAGCGGGAACGGGGACGGGCCGCGGCGGAGGGCCCAGGUAGGGCGCUGUAUGCGUCCCGGAGCUCGCCGGCUGCUGGCAUGCGGCAGCCCGCGACUUGCCCAGGACCCGGCUGCUGGCGUGGUAGGCUGCCCGGUGCUCGUGAGGGAGCAUGGCCCAUUGGGGUGGACACUUCCUGAGAUGAACGAUCGUUCCCGGGGUGCUCGGCAGCCGUCACCGAUCCCAGGCCCGGUGUCACCAGCCUGCGCCCAGCGCCGAGACCCGAGUCCGCUCGCACCUCUGCAGCGCGCCGAGACCGGGCCGUCCUGCCGCGGGCCGUCUCGCAGGCAGGGGCCGCGGGCUGGCCCCGACGCGAGGGACAUCGUCGGUUCCAUCGAGCUCUGUUGUCCUUUGCACCCCCGAUGCGGACGUUUCCACACCGGGAGCUGCCGCUGUCGCUCCCCUCCUUUCCCCGCCGCGGGUCGGACAACUCUGGGCCCAGAGGCCGGUGGGAGCGGGCGGCCGGCGGCCCGAUUUCCCGCGCCCCCGCCCCCUCCGUGCCCGACCUGCCUCCGUGCACGGGCCGGCCGAGCCGGUGGCUCCGAGCGGGGCGAUCCGGGCGUGUCGCGUCGGAGCUCCGGGUGCCGGCGGCCCAGCCCCGCUGCGCCCGUCGAGUCCCGCGGAGCCGUCAGCGCUCAGCACCGGGGGCCUCGCCCAGCCCUGCCGGUCCCGCUUAGUGGUUUGGUUCCCCGCCCCCCCCGGUGUGAUUAAUCCCCCUUUCCCCCAAACAGGGGUCGCCCCGCUGCCUUACCGCCUC
Messenger RNA from Falco peregrinus (peregrine falcon), 2459 nucleotides. RefSeq names its product translation initiation factor IF-2-like. The coding region runs from base 605 to 2413 and encodes 602 amino acids. The record is from RefSeq and is a predicted model, not a curated record. The transcript has 2 exons. Lineage: Eukaryota; Metazoa; Chordata; Aves; Falconiformes; Falconidae.